Molecule: messenger RNA, 540 nt
Organism: Endocarpon pusillum Z07020
Lineage: Eukaryota; Fungi; Ascomycota; Eurotiomycetes; Verrucariales; Verrucariaceae
Exons: 3
Coding region: 1-540 (179 amino acids)
Cellular component (GO): prospore membrane; lipid droplet; ascospore wall
Source: RefSeq, a predicted model, not a curated record
AUGCCCAACCCAUUCAGGGGAGCUACAUGGCUCUACCCCCUCAAGGGAGUCUACUAUUUCCUUGCUCACCGCUUUCUGUGGACUUUUCUUAGAGCCCGUCUCCUUCCUGUCAUCCUCCUUUCUGCCUUCAUCUACGUCAACUUAUUCGUCUGGACAUACCUUCCUCAGGUUGCUAUACUGCACAUCUUCCAUGGCCCUGCUGCAUGGGUCAACGCAGCGGUUCUGGUCCUCGGGGAGGGUCAAGUCAUCAUAGCACUUCUUUUUGAAGCUUUCCUAGUUGAUGAAACUCUGGUGGAUAUCUUCGAUUCUGUCCUAAUCAACGAGGGCCUCCAAAAUCUUGUCUCCCAGGCUCGGACGCUAGACCCGGAGGCUGAGGGCCCAGCAAAGAUGCUUGGGAAGCCUACGAAGAGUGCGAUUUACAGCCCUUUCAGCCUGCGACAAAUCAUUGAAUUCAUCAUUUUUCUGCCACUCAACUUCAUCCCGCUCGGUAUAGAGCUGGUCCAUUCCAUCAUUGGAGAUAUUUCAAGCUUCUGGGAUUAA